GCUCCUCGGGCGACUUCUCCCUGCGGAAGCCGCCCGGAACCUCAGUCCAGCAGCUCGUAUGCGGCGAGGUGAUCGAACCCCAGCGGUGCCCCAAUGCGGCAGUGCUGACCGCCUCGCUGCAGGCCCAAGAUCAGCUUGAAGAUGUGCUGACGGAGCAGUGUCGAAUAGACGAGUUCACUUGCGAGCAGUAUAUCAACCGCCAGGGCGUGGAUGACGUCGAGUCAGAUGUUUUCAUGGAUGCUCUGGGCUUUUUGGCUGAGCUGGGGGCAAGCUUCGUGGCAAUCUCGGGACUGCAAGGCACACCUGGACACGAGAUUCAGUUGGUGAGGUUUGCCCUGGCAAUGCGGGACCGGCUGGAUGAGUUGAGGAAAGCGCUUUCCUCGGCCGGCGAGGUCUCGCAGCUGUCCCUGGCCAUCGGUCUCGAUAUGGGAAAAGCGACACGACUUGUCCUUGGACGAUUGAGCCCUCAUGCCGAAGUCUCAGCUAGCGUAGCCUUGCAGUUGAGAGCGAGACCAUCUCUGAAUCACGAUCAUGCCGUUCUCGCUUGCGGCGAGUUCUUUGGGCUGCUGGAUGUUGAGUACGGGUUGCAUUGUGGUUAUCGCGGUAAGGUCACCAUCACUGGUCCAGCGAUGCGAAAAGCCAGGCAGACCAGAGACAAAAGACAGUCUGGUGCCGGGUUCAACCAAGCUGAGAAAAUGUGCGCCGUGGUCAUCAGGCUGUUGUGUGACGAGGCAGGCAUCCAGACCAGCAGACAGGCCCUUUCGGGGGCAGCAGUGUCCGGAAAGCUUCGCUCAGCUGGCUGGUAUUGA
Messenger RNA from Symbiodinium necroappetens, 809 nucleotides. The record is from the annotation of a GenBank genome assembly. NCBI's taxonomy places the organism in Eukaryota, Dinophyceae, Suessiales, Symbiodiniaceae.